Brassica oleracea var. oleracea is the source of this 452-nucleotide messenger RNA. RefSeq names its product mitochondrial import receptor subunit TOM9-1. Bases 22 to 312 code for a protein of 96 amino acids. The record is from RefSeq and is a predicted model, not a curated record. NCBI's taxonomy places the organism in Eukaryota, Viridiplantae, Streptophyta, Magnoliopsida, Brassicales, Brassicaceae. The transcript is spliced from 2 exons.
AAGUUCGAUAGAGCAUCAUCAAUGGCGCCUAAGAGAAAAGGAGCAGGCAAAUCCGGCGGUAUAGACUCGAGCAUCUUAGCGAAGAUCAUAAAUCACGACGUCGCCUCUAAGGGGAGACGCGCAGCGUGCGACGCCGUCUACGUGUCGAAGAAGCUGUUACGAAGCACGGGGAAAGCUGCGUGGAUCGCGGGAACGACUUUUCUCAUCCUCGUCGUGCCUUUGUUCAUCCAGGCGGAGCGAGAUCAGAUGUUUGGCGAGAUCGAGUUUCAGCAAGCCAGCAUUCUCGGACCUCCACCUCCCGGUGCUCUAUAAUAAGUAAAUGCGUCAGAUGUACGUCAGAUGUAACUCUCAGUCUUGGCGUUGGCGUCAGAUGUAACCCUCUAGAUCACAGCGAUGGUUCUCGUCUUGCAUUAAUAGGACGCUUCCAAAGACUAUUCAACUCGUCCAAACAA